Messenger RNA from Mycena citricolor, 646 nucleotides. The record is from the annotation of a GenBank genome assembly. Lineage: Eukaryota; Fungi; Basidiomycota; Agaricomycetes; Agaricales; Mycenaceae.
CGGCGGCGGCGGCGGCGGCAACGGCUUCUGGCGCGUACUUGGCAAUCAUUAACGACGGCCCCUUGCCACUGGCACUAGCUGCGGACGCAAAGCCCCUUUGCGAGUCGCAAUGAGAACUCGAACCGCUGCGGCAGAGUCCCCGCGCCUAGAGGAAAAGCUGGCGCCGGAGUUCUUGUCAGUUCUCUAUUGAAUGAGGAUGACAGACGGGAUACCGAAGACCCAGACUAGAUUCGAGAUGCCGUGGAAGUCCGAGUCCGCAGGAGAAGUUGAGCGCAGAACAUCCAAGUCAUACCCGCAUGUCCUAGUGUCCGCCAUCAUUGUCAUGGUGAUCUCUCCCGGGAUUGAGACAAUUCUCCGGCGGUCCUUCAAUCGCGCAGGAAGCUUUCGACUCGGAAAAGAUGUGCGAACGUCGCGAUCCUGAUUACAGCGAGGCUCUUCCCAGUGGGCGAUAACGACGGAGUCGCCCGAGGAUCGUCGUAGUAAGCAAGACAAGAGUCGAAGGUCUUAGCUACUGACGUAAUCUAUCGACAGCGCAUUGAAGUCAGUCAGUGACAACUCAUCCACUGCUUUGAUUACCGUCUCACAAAUGGUCUGAAUGCGGCCGACCUUCAAGAUAGAGACAUCGCUCUAUGAAUGUGCCAAUACU